AUGCGGCGAACCAAAGAGCUCGACCGCUCAGACAGUCUCGAACACAUCUUCGGACCUCUGUUCCCCCAAUUUCACAUGCUCAUAAAGAGCCAGGACCCCCUCUACAAGAGGCAGCGGAGGUGGCUGCAAGACCUCAUGACGCCAGGCUUCCUCCACAACGUCGCUGCUGAGCCGAUCUACCAGAACGUGCUUAAGGUUGUCGAGCUGUGGGAUCACAAGGCGCGGCUCGCCAGGGGACACCCCUUUGCUGCGUUUGAGGACAUUUACUACGGUGCUUUGGACGCGGUGUUCUCGUUCUCGUUUGGGGGAGCGUUUGCUCAUUCAGCGAUACCAGCCCGACUUGAAGCGGUCGCCUCCAUGGGAGGGGUAGAAGAACCUUCCAAACCUGGAGAUCCUGUGUCGUUUCCAGAAGAAGCGAGGAACAAGGUCGUCGAUGCGAUUCUGACGCUGGCCGAAUCUGUCGAGGAGGCGAGGAAAGCCGUGUUUCCGAGGUUUCGGUCCUGGUGUAUGCACCAAACUUCGCGCAUCAAGCAGGCCAAACGGAUCCGAGACGACUUUAUCGAUCGCGAGAUUGACAUCGCUGUGGAGAGACUCAAGUCUCAGGAACCUGUAUCCUCGGCAGUCGACCACAUGAUACACAGGGAGAAGCAUUUUGCUGAGAAAGAAGGUAGGAAACCGGUAUUCAAGUCUGUUGGAAUGCACAGCGAGGUCUUUGGCUUCUUGAUGGCGGGGCAUGAGACCAGCGCCACCACCUUUGGAUGGGGCUUGAAGUACUUGACAGAUCAUCAGGAUAUCCAACGAACACUUCGCGAUGAGCUACGCAGGCACUUAUCAGAAGCAGCCGCAGAGAGACGACAGCCAACUUGCGAAGAAAUCACCAAGACCACGAUCCCAUACCUAGAUGCCACCAUGGAAGAGAUCCUCCGCUGCGCAGGAACCACGUCCGUCACCGACAGACAGGCCCUCUACGACACCACCAUCCUAGGCCACCGAAUCCCGAAAGAUACAAACAUCAUCCUGGUCACUAUCGGCGAGAGCAUUAUGAAGCCUGAAUUCGACAUACCGGAUUCGCAACGCACGAAGAGGGCCCUCAACGCAGCUAGCCGCAUCCGUAGCUGGAACUCGUCGCCUUAUCCGGUGGCGGAUUUCCAGCCCGCGCGUUGGCUGGUGCCGUCGAAAGACGACGCCGAUCGCGAGGUGUUUGAUGCUACCGCCGGGCCGCAAAUGGCGUUUGGACUGGGGCCUAGGGCUUGUUUCGGACGGCGACUGGCGUAUUUGGAGCUUAGAAUGUUUACGGUGCUCUUGUUCUGCCACUUUGAGCUUCUUCGCUGCCCGGAUGAGCUAUCUGGGUACAAUGGGUGUGUCGGACUGACUGUCAAGCCGACGCAGUGCUAUGUCAGGUUGCGCAAGAUACCAUGGUGA
Messenger RNA from Colletotrichum chrysophilum, 1422 nucleotides. RefSeq lists its product as uncharacterized. The transcript has 2 exons. The coding region runs from base 1 to 1422 and encodes 473 amino acids. Gene Ontology annotation, molecular function: monooxygenase activity; heme binding; iron ion binding. Lineage: Eukaryota; Fungi; Ascomycota; Sordariomycetes; Glomerellales; Glomerellaceae. The record is from RefSeq and is a predicted model, not a curated record.